Vicia faba (fava bean) is the source of this 438-nucleotide messenger RNA. Lineage: Eukaryota; Viridiplantae; Streptophyta; Magnoliopsida; Fabales; Fabaceae. The record is from the annotation of a GenBank genome assembly.
AUGAGUCAAGCAGUGUCAACAAUUACCUUUUCUAGCUUAUCACAGUCAGGAAUGCUGCCUCCUCCAAAUACAAUUACUAAUUCUUCUAAUUUUCAGACUUCAAAUCCUGCAUCUCCAUUGAAUUCUGUCCAUACUAUUGGCUCCCCUGCACAGCCAUCGAUUGAGCUGUCAUCUGGUGCAGCUCUAUCUCCUGUAAAAUCAUUUGAUAUUUCCUCGAGUCAAUUACAAUCUAAACUAAGAGGCGGACCGUCUGUUGAAAAUAAUGAUAUCACUAACAGUAACCUUCGCCAGCUACGUUGCAAAAUCAUUUUAACUGAUCUGGAGUUCAGUUUAAAACCUGUGACAUAUGCCGGAAUCUUCAACCAUAUGCUCAAUUGGCUGGUGAAUUGGGACCAAAGACAACAUGGAGUUGAUGAAGCUGUUAUUCUGAAGUCAUGA